Molecule: messenger RNA, 3671 nt
Organism: Lineus longissimus
Lineage: Eukaryota; Metazoa; Nemertea; Pilidiophora; Heteronemertea; Lineidae
Product: sodium channel and clathrin linker 1-like
Exons: 17
Coding region: 129-2360 (743 amino acids)
Biological process (GO): cilium assembly; clustering of voltage-gated sodium channels; centrosome cycle
Cellular component (GO): centrosome; centriole
Source: RefSeq, a predicted model, not a curated record
AACUGAAAUUGACGCCAGGUUCAUUUUACUGUUAAUUAACUUCGAUUUUUAGCAAUUUGAUUGAAAAAAUAAGAAAAAGCGGUGCUUGGGGUUAAAGAGCAGUGUCACGUCUACCAAUAGAACAAGAGAUGUCGUCGGAAGAAGUUGCAUUUCUGCGUGAUCAAGUGAAAAGGCUCAAUGCUGUCCUUGCAAAAUAUCAAGAAAAGUACCCUGCAAUUGGUUCUGACCAGUCGAGCAGGGUACUCAACAUUGAUGGACCAGAGGCACCUUGGCUGGUUGACAAGAGCCUUCUUAGCCCUCUGAUAGCAGAAUAUGAUGGCUCCUUGAAGGAAAUGAACGAACAGCUUGAUGAUUAUAAAAAAGAACAGAGAGAUCUCCGGUCACAGCUGGAUAAGAUCCUCUCUGAAAAUAUGCGCUUGACGCGUGAACUCAAAGAAUGUGUGCAGGGUCAGCUGGACACUUUAAAUGGUUCAGACAUCAGACCGGGCUCGGGCGAUGAUGUUAUGUUACAGAACUUGCAGCAGCAACUUGACCUUGCAUUACAGGAGAAAGAAUCAGCAGUGGAGAUGUGGCAAUCAUCACUUCAGGAGGUCGAGCGACUUGAACGUGAUCUUCAGGAUCAAAAGAGUAAUCCACAAUGGAAAGUGUUCGAGCAGCAGUCAAAUCAAAAACACUUCACAAAGACCAGAAUUAGAACCUGCACUGGUUCGCAGAGAUCUUGCGUAAACUUUUACCCCAUUCUGAAUUUGAAGGAGCAAUAUUUCAAUGCCGUCUCAGAAUUGAAUGCCGAGAUAAGUUCCCUACAAGAAGAACUCAGGAAGAGUAAAAAUGAGAACCGUGCAGCAAGCCUCCAGGUUACAGAACUCAGGAAGACAUUGGAGGAAGCUAAGGACCACAUGUUCAGACAGGAGCAGGACAGAAAUGAUGCGAUCGGUCGUGGUGAAAUAUCCGAGAAUAUCGUUGACUCAAUGAGGAAGGAGAUAAGUGAGCUCGAAGCCAAUUAUUCUAGCGCCCAGAGAGAAAUUGCCCAACUGGCCGCCGACAAGAAACUUGGGGAGGAGAAGAUGCAAGAACUGUUGAAGAGCAACUUGGAACAUGAAGCUGCUGAGUACGAGGCGGUCAUUCAGCUGAAGGAGCAGGUCCAGAUCACUGACCAGGCUGCCAUGGAAAAGGAACAGGCUCUGAUCAAUGAGAAGCAAGCCAAUGAUGAAAACCAGAGACUUCAAGAGGCCAUCAAUAAGCUACUAGACGAGGCAGGAAUGCGCACAAGAGAGGAGGUGGACAAUGUGAAGAAUCAGUGUAAUGUCAAGAUGGAGAGACUGGUCGAGGAAGUCUAUUCAUUAGAAAUGGAAAGCAGUGAAAAACAAGCUCAAUUGGAGAGAGCCUGCAGAGAGAAGAAGGCUGUGGAAGCAGAAUUAGAAAAGCUGUACCAGGAAGGUGUCACACAGGGCCACAAAGAAAACAGCACCCAUAGCGAGCUGAACAGACGGGCAUGUCAGGCCGAGAAGGAGAAACAAGAUGCUCUCAUAAGCCUUGAAUCGACAACAAAUCAACUCAAAAGACUGGAGAAUGUUUACAAGCAAGAGAAAUCCCAGUAUGAUGCUCACAUGAACAGUAUGAGGGAAAGAAUGGCAGAGUAUGGACGUGAGUACGAAAAGGUGGAUGAGGAUCGUGUGAAAUAUGUCGAUCAGAUCAACGAGAUGAAGAAGAUGAUGCAGCAGCUGAGAAAGGAGAAGGAAUCUGCGGAGAGGAAGUGCAGCAGACAGAUGUCAUGUCUAGAACAAGAUUCAAACUUGCGAGAUCGAGAAUUUGAGGUGAAGCUUCAGAGUAUGGAAGACGGGCACCGCCACGCCAUGCUGGAGGUCAGACAACUCCUUACUGCUCAGCAACGGAUGAGUGCAAAAUGGAAAGAAGAAUGCCAUUCGAUCACAGCCAAAUUUGAAGCCAAAUUAGGCGAUUGCCGUGCCGAGAACUCGCGUCUUAAAACUAGGCAGCAAGAGUUGGUAUCUCUGCUGGAUGACAUGAGAAAAAAAACGACAGAGUCGGAAGAGAUGUUGUGUGAAUAUACGAGAAAUAUCAAAAGACUGGAGAACAGGGUCCGCGAGGCUGAGCAACGGGCUAUGCUGGCGACUAAACAGGUGUCUGGUCAGUUGUCCAGGGAAAGGAGGAUAGUACAAGAAAGACGGCUUCUGAGGUCAGAACUUGACAGAAGCAAGUUAGAGACAUCAAGACCAACAAGCAGAAAUGCCGAUGCAAUCCUGCAGCACGAGUCGCCACGUAGCCGCCAUGGAAGUGGAGGGAGCACUAGGGACAUUUUCUUCACCAACGGACGUGCAGCAGACGACCUUGUGCCGCUCUGAUCAAAUCGUAAAGGGACCACAACACCUGUGAUUUUAACAUUGGCUCCAUUACUGUACCGUCCAGUUGAUAACCAUGACUUGAUACACAAGUGCUGUUCUUGAAUUAUCACGAGAAAUGCUGGCACAUCAUUUCCAAGGAUGCUGAAAAGUGAAAAAAUUUAGGCACCGUGGGGGAUAUUUGGUAGAAAAACCCUGGCCCUGAAGGUGUUGAAAUAGUAGCUGCAGUGAGAGGUACUGACAUACAUGGAUAUCUGUUUCUCAAGGUGUGUUUCUCCCAGUUUGAUAGUGCCCAUGAAUUCAUACUUGAACAUAAUGAUUGAUUAUGAUAUCAUUACUAGAAGAAGGAAUACAUUUAGCAGGUCUAAAUGUGUAUAUUUCAACAUUCAUGUAGAUGCAUCACUUGUACAUGCAGGUACUGUAAACCUGUUUUAUAGUUGCGAGCCUAAUAUUUUUGCAAGAGGCAAGCCUUAGGGCCAUAAAAAUAUUUAACUUGAUGGUUUUAUCAUUGGAAAAUGCACCAGAUCUCGAAAUUAAAUCGAAGCAAAAUCUGAAAAGGCUGUUUUCCUGAUUAUUUAGGGCUGGGAAAGUAAAGCGGUUGACAAUAUAGCCCCGUUGGCUCAUGUUUGAUUAGUCUGAUGACUUCCCUAGAUCUGCCUGUACAUAGUCAUUGUAAAGUAGUUGGCCGUAGUUUGAACAUAGUGGUACUGGGUACUUAUAGAAUAGUUCAUAUCCAGAAAUUACUAAACAUUUAUACUGCCACUUCUUAAUGUUUCAAUCUAUAUUGUGUAUUUUAAAGAAUCUUAUCUGCUUGAUGCAUUAUAUUUUACUCUAUCGUUCACUAAUUUCCUGGUUUAAUAAUAAUACAUAGGUUAUACAAAGAAUUGUUAAAUUGAGAAUGAUGGAUACUGGUGCCCCACUCGAAAACAAGACGCAUAAUAUAAUCCUAAGAUAUCUUAAACCUAGAAAUUAUUGUGUGCCUUAUAUAUCUGUCUUAUGUCUUAAAAAGUUUAGAGAUAAUCACAAUAAUGUGAGGUUCAAAGUGAAAUAAAACUCGAACUGAAGUAUCUGUUACAAGGUUGUCACAAUCACACUGGGAGGUCUCUGUAAUACAAGAGAGACCGGGAGGGUGAUACUUGAAAAGUCUCCUGAUCAAAUAGCUCUCUUGUUGUUAACACUUUGAUGAUCAUCUUCAACAAAUUAAUUGGAACUGUAAUACUAAAAAGCAAGGCCUGUUCGAAUUGUUCAGUCAUCUGAUUGUCAAAAUAUUGUAUGCAGAUUAUUAUGUGUUAUUUAUUCUUGUAGUUUAAUAAA